Messenger RNA from Caenorhabditis auriculariae, 2610 nucleotides. NCBI's taxonomy places the organism in Eukaryota, Metazoa, Nematoda, Chromadorea, Rhabditida, Rhabditidae. The record is from the annotation of a GenBank genome assembly.
AUGACGUCCGCACUGAUGUUUCUGAUGUUUUUUCUGGUUGUUUGGAGCUCGACUGGUAGACGUUGGACUGAAGAAGACGAAGAUCGCCGCAUUCAGGACGUGAGUUUUUUUGAAGUAUUUUGUUUUGAGAAGAAAUAAUUUAAAUAUUGGAAUUGUUAAUCUUAUAACUUGUUUUGAAGUAUCACUGUGGGAAAACGUUUUUGCUGAGGUGUAUGUAGAAAGUUUUUUACCAAAAUAAGGAGGGCUUCAAACGAAAAUACAAGUGGACACCUAUUCUUAGAAGAAGGUUUGUUUGCUUUGAUGAAUAGCCAUUUUUUCUUUUAAACGUACACGAAAAGCAAAUGCUAGUAAUUUUGAAUCUCUUAAAUUUUUUCUGUGCAAGAAAACUAAUUGAUUUUUUCUUCGAUCGAACAAAUCGAAUAACAAACUUGAGAUUCUUUGACUUUCCUGUUGUCUAGUUCUAGUUUUUCGAAACGCUCACGGUGAUUUGUUCUAUCAAGGAUACUUACCUUGGCUUUUUUUUCGAUUUUUGCUCUGGUUUCCGCUUCUGUGUUCUGAUCAUCAUUCUGAAAAUUUCACGUUUUCGCUCAAAAUUAUCCUUCCGAGGAUCCUCAUGAAACGCUUGAAAAUUGAAAAAAAGGGGAAUCGCUCAUCGAUUUACCAUUAACAUAUGUGACUAUACGAAUACACGCGCCCAUAAACAGCCACUUCUUUUUUUUCUAGCGCUACUGAAAACUCUACGGAAACGUAGUAGUCGCUCGCUUUUUUUUCUAACAUCAAAAGAGGAAAGGAGUAUGAAAACCUUUGAAACUUAACGCGAUUACCCCAAACGCCAUGAAAAACUGGUUUUACUGUAAGCUACGAGAGAAAACUUAGAGUUUUGAUGUUGCAGCGAUAUCAAAAAUUGCAAUAAGAACUUUGAAGCAAGUUAACAGGUGAUAGGUGUUCUAGCGUUUUAGCCGUAAACUUUUUAAUUUUUUUCGAGAAACUUCGAAAAAAAUUUUUUUUCUAUUUAAAAAUGUAUAAAAUCACUGGGUAACACGAUUUCAAAAAGAAUUGUCCAAAGAUUAUUCGUUACAAUUUAUCGCCGUUUCUGGCACCAUAGUAAUAUGAGAAUUUUUUAAUCCUCGCGGACCAGACAUGUUUACUUUGGGUUUCACUGACACCACCAGGCGGAUCUGUCAAAAAAUGUGUGACUCUACCGGUUUUCGAUUUGAAGUCGAAUUGAAAAAAAUCCGCUUUUGUUUAGAUAAACGAUCAAGAGCGAAAGAUGUUCGAAAAUGAGAUGCGAGCUCAAGAAUAUACUCGACUUGGUUAUAAGCCCACUUAUGAAAAACCUCAACAACUGUACUCUUCAAACGUCAAAUCACGGAAAUAUUUCCAACCUGCGGAUCCGCUUCCCGACCCUCUAAGAUCGCCCGAACCAGGUCAGACUUCAAUUAAUCAUCCACGGUGUUUCUGUCGAAUGAGCUUGAGUUUCGUAUUGUAUGAAUUCAAUGAAAAUUUCAACCUGUUUCUUAUAAAUAUUUCAAAAAAAAAAGAAAAAAUAAUAAUAAUUUCUACCUUUUCGAGGUGUCUUCUCAUCAGCAAUUUUCCACUUAUGAAAGCGCCUUUUUGGAUAGUCAAUGCUGCAUGAACUUUAGAAAAUCCUCAGAAUAAGGAAUAUCUGCAUUCAACCUCACAAAAAUUUAGAAUCAAUGACUGUUUUAUUACAGAAGAACCACAACAAAACGAGAAGUUUUGGUGCUACCAUUGCGCGUCACCAAUCAACAAAGUCUCCACAGAUUUGCGGAAAGCUGUCAGAAAUUUUCUUGAACUGAGAAGGACUACUUAUCCCCAAGGUUAUUUGGUCUGCAAAUCAUAUCGAAAAUUUCGAUUUUUGCUUCCAGAAGCUGUAACUCCAGAAUGUGUGAGCGCAAAAAAUUUCUCGGCUUUAUUGAAGCAACAGUGCAAUUAUCACUACUGCCAAACUCUCUCCCUCGUGGAUCAUAACGAAGGUUGAAUUUCCGAGUUUGUUUUGAAAUAAAUUAAAUUCAUUCAAGGGGCCAGUUUUGUGAUAAGAGGAUGCGCGGAAAACUUUGGAGCCAUCAAUACGCAGGUAAUGGACAGCAGACCAGACUACUCUUGCAACAAGUGAGCAAUUAACGAACUUGAAAUAAAAGAAGUAAGAACAAGCUGAAACUUGUUUGGAAACUUUUUGCAUAGAGCUCCCUCGAUCUGUGCAAAUAAAAUAUAAUUUCGAAUGUUUUUGUUGCGUUUUUGACUUAAAACAAAAAAAUUUCCAUUUUAAUUAUAAUUUUCAAUUAAUAGCUUUGAUAAAAUGAAAUAAAAUGUUUUUGAUGAUAAUAUAUCUGAGAACAGCAGUUUCUAAAUAGCCUCUCAAAUAAGUUUCAGCGAAACGUCAAAGUUUAUAGACCUUGAAUGACUUUGUGUAAGAAAAAAAAUCCAGGGCUUUUUUUCAGGUUGCACGACAAAAUGGAUAUCAGAGAAUGUAUUUGCAAAGAUUCGCAGUACUGUCAUGCUGGUCGACGAACUAGAAACAGUGAUUCGAACUCCAAGAAAGCGUCAAUUUUGAUAUUUUCUUUAUUUACUCUCACUAUUUUGCUCUGA